Messenger RNA from Enhydra lutris kenyoni (northern sea otter), 5545 nucleotides. RefSeq names its product transmembrane and coiled-coil domain family 3. Bases 27 to 1439 code for a protein of 470 amino acids. The transcript is spliced from 4 exons. The record is from RefSeq and is a predicted model, not a curated record. Lineage: Eukaryota; Metazoa; Chordata; Mammalia; Carnivora; Mustelidae. Gene Ontology annotation, cellular component: endomembrane system.
GCAGCCUGCCCGCCCUGCAGACUCAGAUGCCUCUCGGGCAGGAAGGCACGCUGGUCGCGGUCCGGGUCUGCCCUCUCUCCUGUUGUGCGGUUUUGGUAGAACGUCAUGACAUGAAUACCUUAAGCUUGCCCCUGAGCAUUCGCCGAGGGGGGUCAGACACCAACCUCAACUUUGACGUACCAGAUGGCAUCCUGGACUUCCACAAGGUCAAGCUCAGUGCAGACAGCCUGAAACAAAAAAUUCUGAAGGUGACCGAGCAGAUAAAAAUUGAGCAGACGUCCCGAGACGGCAACGUCGCCGAGUAUCUGAAACUGGUCAGCAGCGCAGACAAGCAGCAGGCCAGCCGCAUCAAACAGGUCUUCGAGAAGAAGAAUCAGAAAUCCGCUCACUCCAUCGCCCAGCUCCAGAAGAAGUUAGAGCAGUAUCACAGAAAGCUCAGGGAGCUCGAGCAGAACGGAGGCUCCAGAAGCGCCAAGGACAUUUCCAAAGACAACCUCCACGCUCUGAGAGAUGCCACCGCCAAGUCUCGAACUGCCCCCCACAGCACGGAGUGCGCGAAGUCGGGCAUGCCAGGCGUGUCCCUCACUCCGCCCGUGUUCGUCUUCAACAAGUCCAGAGAGUUCGCCAACCUGAUCCGGAAUAAGUUCGGCAGCGCCGACAACAUUGCGCACUUGAAGAACUCUUUGGAGGAGUUUCGGCCCGAGGGCAGUCCCCGGGCCUACGGGGGCAGCGCCACCAUCGUGAACAAACCCAAGUACGGCAGCGACGACGAGUGUUCGAGCGGCACAUCGGGCUCCGCCGACAGCAACGGGAACCAGUCCUUCGGGGCCAGCGGCGCCGGCGCGCUGGACAGCCAGGGCAAGCUGACCGUGAUCCUGGAGGAACUGAGGGAGAUCAAGGACACACAGGCUCAGCUGGCCGAGGACAUCGAAGCGCUCAAAGUGCAGUUCAAGAGAGAGUACGGCUUUAUUUCUCAGACCCUGCAAGAGGAGAGGUACAGGUACGAGCGCCUGGAAGACCAGCUCCAUGACCUGACUGACCUGCAUCAGCAUGAGACUGCCAACCUGAAGCAGGAGCUGGCCAGCAUCGAGGAGAAGGUGGCCUACCAGGCCUAUGAGCGCUCACGGGACAUCCAGGAGGCCCUGGAGUCCUGCCAGACGCGUAUCUCCAAGCUGGAGCUGCACCAGCAGGAGCAGCAGGCUCUGCAGACAGACACCGUGAACGCCAAGGUCCUCCUGGGAAAGUGCAUCAACGUGAUCCUGGCCUUCAUGACCGUCAUCCUCGUGUGCGUGUCGACCAUUGCCAAAUUUGUCUCGCCCAUGAUGAAGAGCCGCUUCCACAUCCUCGGCACCUUCUUCGCCGUGACUCUUCUCGCGAUAUUUUGUAAAAACUGGGACCAUAUCGUGUGUGCCAUAGAAAGGAUCAUAAUACCCAGAUGAAGCCGCCGGUGCCCGUCUUCACGUUCACUCACGUUUCUGUGUUAAGGAAAACUCUGUGCUUACCACCAAAUCUGAAAGCGAACCGUUGUGCUGACUAGAGCCCACCAGCUGGGGCCGCGCGUUGUAAAUAUCUCCAGGCCUCCUCGCGCCGCAGCCGCCGCCGGCUCAGCCCCUGUGCUUGGUGAACGUGGACCUGUUGCCAAGCUCGCCCCACGUCGCUCACUGCCUUAAUCAGACCAGAUUUCCUGCCCACCUGACUAGCCCAACAUGGUAAACCUCUGGUCCUUGAGCAUUUGGUGUGAUUAAUGACCCACAAGAAAUGGGGUGUUAAGUCUCUGUCUCCCUUAAGUUUCUGUCAAAAUUGAACUUCAUAGUCGCUGGUGGUGGUGUUUUCCCCAAGUCCCAUAAGCAGCAAGGCUGUGGCAGGACUUGGGCAGGGGACAAAGUGUGAGCGUUGGCCACGGGGAACGUUUGUGGCCUACGGAAGUACAGUAGAUCCUGUGUAAUCCAUUGCGUUGGUUCCCAGAUGACACUGGGUCCCAGGUGUUCCCCUUGUCCGCAGUGGUCCAUUGUGCGGGGCUCGCCCCAACGUGGAAAUCUUACAGCACACCUGUCUGUCCGUGAAAGUCUAACUUAGGUGUUCUCUUGCACUUUAAAUGGUAAGACAGGAAGAUCCAAGAGUGGGGCUUUCUCCUCCUUACACCCAGGAAGCCGCACGCCCAAUUCUAUCUUAAGUAGAAGGCUCUCGAGUGCCUGGCCUUUAAGCACGUAGAAGUGCUUCCAAAUCCCACAUCAGACUGCGGCUUGAGCGUGAGUGUAGGCUCCGGAGGUUUGCGCUGCGGUGAGUCUUGAUUGUGAUAACCCCCUGUGGGGGUAUGGUUCACUUUACUCAUCGGCCUGGGGAGGGUUGUAAAGCUUACCACACAGGUGAACACCAGUGAUGCUCGUGUUGUGGGGUUUUUUCUCCCCCUUUAAGAAGGACGAGAGAAUUGUACCGUGUGAGGUGAAAGUGCACUGUGGUAGGGGCACUGGAAGCGGGAGGAAAACAGGGCAUGUGGUCUCGGGGGGUGGCAGUCAGAUGAAGACCAAGAAGGUCUUCUGAGGACCCCCGCUGAGACCAGCCGCUGUCUGAUGAAUUAGAUCCAGUGUCUACACCAAGGUUGUCCAUGGUCUCUUAGGGGCUCACUGAGGUGCCCCGGGAAUGGAGUGGCCAUGCUUCUUCCCCUGAGGUGAAAGCCUUCAGAAGUUAACAUCUUCUGCCUGUUUGGGUGAUGCUUCUUACUACUUUCAGCCCAGAUGACACUCCCCUUUAAAUCUUUUUCUCUCAGAUGAGACUCCCCUUUAAAUCUUUUUCUCUCUGCACCUAACGAAGACGAAGAUAGAAGGUUUUAAUGGAACCUGCUGUUCAGUCCCUCCUCCCACCAUCCGCUCUGUUAUCUGAAGGCGUAAAGAUGUAUGUUAGUGUACAUUUUCUUCCAGAAAACAUCGAAUCGCCUGGAUUUAAAUUAAGUGCAAUAUUUUGCGAACAGCUGCUCUUAGGGAAACUCCUGAAAAAAUGUGACAGUGUGCCGUGGUUUGAGAGAAUGGAAUAGUCGAGCAUUUGGUACAAGUCCAGUGUGUGUGAGACUCAGACAACUCAAGCUUUCUUCUUCAUCUUUUUUUAACUUUACAGUUCAGUGGUUUUAGUAAAUUCACAAAUUUAUGCAACUCUCCCCACUAUCUAAUUCUGGACUCGAGCUUUUUCAAACAGUAGGCAUCACUCGACAUCUCCGGCUGUACAGAUUGUGGACUCAGGGACGAAGGAGCUCCCAGCCCUACCCCCAUCUCAUGGCUGUGUCCCCUUCCACUGUCAGACCCUCCCUUGUUCUGCCAAGUUGGCUGUAAAAACACUGUGAGCCAUCGAAUCCAGGGGACAAAAGAGUUCCAGAUCCAGGGAAGAGAGGGAGAGAAAAUGGUGUGCUUCCUUUUGCUUCUACAUUUUAAUGGCCACCAUUCCCCAUUGCCUGUGGGCAUCAGGCUUCAUUUGGCCGAGGGCUGGCUGCCCCUUCCCUUGGAUCAAGCUGGACCCUGGUGGGCACCCUUCAUGUCUGUGAAUCUUUCUGAGGCACUCUGGAUAUGCCAGGGCUUGCAGCGGACGUUGCUGCCGCUGUUAGUGUAGAGAGAGUGAGGGAGGCGGCUAACCCGCAGGCCGCCAUGCUCUGCUCAUCGCUGGCUUUGACGCUUCCCAGACCUUUCCAGAUGCUUUCCUGAUGCUUCCCAGACCAGUGGGGAGGAGGCAGCAUGUCUCCUCCCCACUGGGAGAAGCAGGGAAGAAGAUGGAAAGCGGCACACUCCAUGCUCUCCAGUCUGGAGCUGUGAACAGAAGCUGCUAGAAACUGGCUCUGAUCUGAAAUGUUCUAGGGUCUAAAUCAUCCCACCUGAUCAUGACUUCUUUGCACAGAAUUUGUAUUUCCAGUGAUUCUCAUUAGAUGUCAGAUAAUCUUAUUUUCACCUGGAUAUGCUCAACCUACAUGGCAUAUUUAUUUUUGAGUCUUGUUGAAAGUUCAUGAAGCUUUUUAAUAAGCUGAUACACUCCAAGAAGACCUUUCUUUACUCGCUGCAGUUUACUGUUCUCUUCUUAAGGAAAUAAACCCUCCCGUUGUGUGUUUUCUUGCCUGCGUAAAGGGAGUAAAUAAAAUUUUAUAAAUUAUUCAAUUAAAAAUUGUGAUCCAGCUAGGACAUAUCCUGGAAUCGGUCAUUUACAUUUAAGUCAACUAAUCCUUUCCCCCGACCCUUCGUUGGUAGGAAACCUCUUGUACAUACCUGAGGACAGACUCAGUCGUGAGGUGGGCAAACACCUGCUCCCUUAGCGAACUGGACAUUGCAUUCUAGCACGGGAUUUUUUGGUGACAUACUGUUUUCAUGAUCACCAAGAUAAUGAUAGUUUGCUGGGGACAAAACAGAAACCCAAAAAUACUCUUCUGUGGCCUUUAAAUUGGUUACUCCAGCUUAGGUUUUGAGUAUGGUGGAGCCAGAACAAAACAUCCUACCUCCCCUCCCCAAUUCAAACCGCAAUGAAGCAGUAAAUAAAAGUACUCCAUUGCUGGUUUUGUGCGGAGAGUGGGAUCAGUCCCAAGUUUCUGGCAUGUACCAUUAGUGGUUUUGCUUCUGUGAUCAUGGUGAGCUAUUGAUAGAUUCUCUGAAACUCCCCCCCCCCCCCCCCCCCGUAAUGCAGUUACCCCAUCAAUCAAUUAGCAUCCAUGGGACCUCAGCCCCUCUGCUUUGUCACUCUUGUUUUCAUGGAAAUAUUGCCCUGCUAGGUAUGUUGAUUGCCCUGCCAUUUCUCCAGCAUAUCAGGUUUAAUUAUGGGAUCGGUAACAGUGACGGGAAUUGGAUUCCCUUGGGCACCUAAUUAUUUGUGUCCUUUGGGGUUGGAUUUUAAAUUCCAAAUUGUCUUGCAUCAAAGAGGAACAUCUUUGUGUUGAAUCUAAGUAUAGUUGCAUUGGUUUGGAAAAGCAUUUCAAGGUGCUUAAUAAUAUGAAAACGUGUGAUUCAACAACCUGUUUUACAUAUUUCUAUAAUUUUGAGGAGUGAGCCGGGGAAGAGCAAGAUGGCAUUAUUUAAAAUUCAGAACUUUAUCUGGAGAGAGGAAUUUCAAAAAGUUUAGCCCAUGUGUUAAGGAAGGAGUUGGUCUAAAAAGAUUAAUCACUGAAAGGAAUGAUAUUGGUCUUUUUACAUCAAAAGUAGUUAAGAAGCUAAAAGGUACAGUUAACACGAGUUUGGUAACCCAAAAGAUACAAAGCAGAUCUAACCUAUAAUUUUCUAAAGUCAGUGCAAUCCUUUGUUUAUAAGAAGCUGAAAAGUAAUGUACCUUGAUUGUUUUAGGAAUAGUUUAUGUGUUACCAUUUUAAUUUAUUUAAAACGUGUCUCCUGUCUUUGUCCUAAGAGAAAUGUUUCAACAAAACGUGCUCUGUGUUUAAGAUAUGUUUAGGCAGUAGUUAGUUCUGAAAAUGGAAACUAGAAAUGUUUGUUGUGAGGUCUUUUGCAGAAUUUCCAUUUUGUGAGAUACUGUGUAGUCCCACGUCAGCCUACAGUUGUAAAUCCCGUGUAGAUCAUCACCCUCUUCA